AACGAAGGGGUGAGUACCAGCUGGUAUGCAUCCUCUGAGGUGCUAAAAUGAGGUACAUUGGUGUUACAAUCAUUUCAUUUUAUUGCAGACCUCUGACUACCUAAUAUCCAGCUGAAUCCAUGGCCAGAGCACAUAACGUGACCGAGUUCAUCAUCACCGAGCUCUUCCAGGACGCAGAGGUGCAGAGAGCGUGCUUCGUGCUCUUCCUCCCCGUGUACCUGGCCACGCUGGUGGGCAACGGCCUCAUCGUCCUGACGGUCAGUGUCAGUGACAGCCUGCGCUCCCCCAUGUACUUCUUCCUGGGCUACCUGUCCCUGGUGGAGAUCUGCUACUCCUCCACCGUGGUCCCCAAGUUCAUCGCGGAUCUACUGUCCAAGAUGAAAACCAUCUCCUUCAAGGGCUGCCUGACCCAGAUCUUCUUCUUCCACUUCUUUGCGGUUGCUGAGAUCCUCCUGCUGGUGGUGAUGGCCUAUGACCGCUACGUGGCCAUCUGCAGACCUCUUCAUUAUAUGACCAUUAUGAGUCGCCAACUGUGUCACAUGCUGGCGGCUGGCUCCUGGCUGAGGGGCUUUUUUCACUCAAUUCAGAUUCUGGUCACCAUCCCUUUGCCCUUCUGUGGUCCCAGUGUGACUGACCACUACUUCUGUGACCUCCAUCCCUUAUUCAAGCUGGCCUGCGCCGACACCUUUGUGGAGGGCGUUAUUGUGCUGGUCAACAGUGGAUUGCUCUCCGCCUUCUGGCUCACCAUCCUGCUGUGCUCCUGUGUGGUGAUCCUGGUCAGCUUGCGGAACCAUUCUGCAGAAGGCAGGCGCAAAGCCCUCUCCACCUGUGCCUCUCACAUCACGGUGGUCCUCCUGUUUUUCGGACCUGCCACCUUCCUCUACGUGCUUCCCUCCUCCACCUACACUGAGGACAGACUGGUGGCUGUGUUUUUCACAGUCUUUACCCCCGUGCUCAACCCCAUCAUCUACACACUCAGGAACGGAGAGGUGAAAAUCACCAUGAGGCGACUGUGUGGCAGAAAGGCAAACUUGGGGAUGGGAAAGUGAGGAGAACUGUGUGUUGGUUUAGUGUUUGUUUUGGAAAUAGAUUUUGAUUUCACUGGGAGGGUCAGCAAUGACAGAAACAAUUAUCAGGGCUUUCUGUCACUGUUGAUGUGAUUCUACUUAGUAACUAAUGCCUCCUUGUGUUCUGGAUGUAAUGUUCAACACAGAAGUUAGAGAUCCUCAGUGAAUCUUACGGAACUUAAUCCAGUCAUUUCAUGGUUUUGUGUAAUGUGAAGACGAAUCAUGUUACAUUCAAAGAAUAUUUUGACUCCGUUUUUUAAAAGUUCCAUC
Messenger RNA from Chinchilla lanigera (long-tailed chinchilla), 1337 nucleotides. Its product is annotated as olfactory receptor 4B1-like. Gene Ontology annotation, molecular function: olfactory receptor activity; G protein-coupled receptor activity. Gene Ontology annotation, biological process: G protein-coupled receptor signaling pathway. The transcript has a single exon. Gene Ontology annotation, cellular component: membrane. The record is from RefSeq and is a predicted model, not a curated record. The coding region runs from base 120 to 1049 and encodes 309 amino acids. Lineage: Eukaryota; Metazoa; Chordata; Mammalia; Rodentia; Chinchillidae.